UUUUCGUUAUGAACGACCCAAAGAAGCGAGUUCUUAAGGUCUGCGGAAGUAUACACGCGAAACCGUCGUGGUGGAAUCGUGAGAAGCAUUUGCUUUCUAAAAAAGCAAUAACGCUAGAAGGAGAACAUAAAGUCACAGUUUCGACCUCAUGCUCAAACGAUGGAAGUGCGACAGCAAUAUCAGCUCGCCCAACGCCUUCGAUUACGCGGGCUUCCGUAUUAGGGCCGCGUAACACAAACCGCCGUGAAAUCGCUUGCAAGAAAAGCCCGCCUUGCACUGAUAUACCAAGAUCGGCUCAUCCAACACCUUCGAUUGUUCACUGGCCUUUGGGGUCGAUCAGCUGUAUCUUGCGUCGACACCAACAACGAAGGCUGGUGAGUGUUUGUGCAUAAUGUUAUUGCAUUAAAAAAAAAUUAAGGGUGUACGCGGCUUCGGAGUGUAUUUCUUUUGUCGAAAAAAAGAAGCAUACUGCACAGGGUUAUAUGCCUGCUUACUCGCUGACAGCCACAGAUUGAAGUUUCUUCGACAUAACAACGCAGCUCCGUCGGCAUCAGCGACAUGAAAUGUACGAAAUGGCUGCCUCCUAAAAAAAUAAGAAAGAAAGAAAAAAAAGGAAACCACAUAUCGAUGAGUUAAGGUGCUUUCCCUCUAGUAUUUCUUUAUUAUCUGUUGCGGAAGUGUUUAUGCAUAAAAAGAACAGAAAGAAAAAAAACAUUGCGAUUGCGCGGCCAGGAAUUUUUAGUGCCCACAAAGAUAGAACGACACGACAGAAAGAAUACAAGGUCCCCCCUUUCGAAACUACUUCAUCGAAGGACAACCGCCUAAGUAACUGCGUGUUUACCCGUUGCGGAGACCACCAUUCGCGAGUCUCUUCAAAAGUGGUAACGCGGCGUAAGCCCACACGGUACUCUGUAUACGGUCCUUCGUGUGAGGAGCGGCUACGCAUUCUCUCGCAUCUUUUGCCAAGCGAGGGAUGCCCGAAGAACGCAAUUUUCUCGUCAAGACGCAACAGUCUGUAGUAAAUACGCGAGAAGAAAGAAAGAAAGAAAGAAAGAAAGGAAGAAAGAAAGAAAGGAAAAAAGAAAGAAAGAAAGAAAGACGUUGAAGUUAAGAAAUAAAGGACAGUGCAGCGUCCAUCCGCUCUCUCACGUCACGCCACAGAAAGACGGCGAGGCACGGAUUCGCCGUCUUCAUCAUCACCCUCACACCUUUUUGGCAGGCUCCAGGCCGGCGGGGUGUUUCUCCAGGGGCGUCCAGCUAGCUUUAUUUUUGCUGUGCUCGGGUUUUUGUCGCAACUCGCGCGUUUGCGUCUGUGCGAGUGCUGCAUCGAACGUGAGGACGCCGUUCCAGCGACAACGUGAGGAAGGAGAGAGAGAGAGAGAGACGUAAAAGAGAGAGGGAGCAGCUGCACAAGUCAAGAGUGCGACGCCGUCGCCGUCAACCCAGGGGAAGGCCCGACCCUCGGCGUUUCGAAGGGGAAAAGGAAGCCACAGCCGGGGCGACGACGUGCCCCUCUCCCCGGACCGCUCCCCCCACCGCCAACUACCCAUGGGCGAGGCAAGCGCCUGCGGCCACAAAGCAGGCGGCGAGGCAGCGGACGACAAAGAAGAAAGGGUCGCCGCAGACCUUGUGGGGGCGACCGGUGCGGACGGUCGAGAUCCAAACGUGCCUCAAGCGUGUGAUGCGAGGUGACAGCUUGCCCAGAACCCGCUAACAGUUCGCCUUCCCGCUCGAAACAGACGUGCAACAUUGAGGGCGCGCUGUCUCGAAACUUCUUCCUGGACUUCACUACCCCCGCGCAUCUGGACGCUUCGAAGGACUUUGUGCGUUCUUAUUGGCGAGCGUGACUUUUUCGAGCACUACUACAAGAUAGACGACCGUGACGACUCUCUGGGAGUUUCCCGGCUGACUACGCACCGAAUGACCGAAAGAAACAAGACUGUCUCUUUGGAACCGACUGCUUAUGCACUUCAUAAACGGCUGACGCGUCAUAACCAGCGGUGAAAGUUAGUCUUUACUAACCAGGCGACAGAGCCUCGUGACGUUGGAAAAGCCCUACUUCCUCAAGGCCGCCUGAAGAUACGUCAGGGCUGAGGCAGACGAAAGAGUCUUGCAACCUCUGCAAGCCUCUCGGCCUCCUCAAGACUGCCUCAAGCUUCUUCACGAUUCAAGACUGGUGCGGACGACAGGGACUUGAAAUCUUGGCAAAGUUCAGAGAUUCCUUCAUCGUCUACACAGCGUCCUCAAGUGUUCUCACAACUUAAGCUUUCUCAAGGCUGAACCCGAUGACAGAGUGCUGAAGCAUUGGCGAAAUAUUUUUGGUACAUCAAGCUUGCCUCAAGAUUUCCCAAGGUUCAAGCUUACUCAAGACUAAAGACGAGGUGCCUUGCAGCCUUGGCAAAGACCUUAGCUUCCUAAGCUUACUACAAAAGAAAAGGCUCAGCGGCGACGUCUGGAGCGUGGAACUUCGUUCUUCUGGACGAAGAUCCGAGGCAAACGCUCGACUCCUGACCACUCUGCGACGGAAGUUUGCGUUCGGGUAGCUUACCUAGCGCUGCGUUUACGGAUGAAGAGCUUGUAGUAUGGGACCGGAAUUCCGACUGAGAUAACCGAGCGGGUCUCUUGAUCUAAUCAUCGACGCCAAUGCAACUACAUAGUGCUGCUCGUCGCAUGUUCCAGAGAGUUUUGUAGCGAUCGAGUGCGAAGUUGCCGCUCCGAAAGCAGAAAGGCCGUUUCGCUUCCCGUCGUCCAGUUGGCCACUUCGUCAAGACCACUGCGCGCACUUCCCUUGUUGUCGGUGUCACCGGCACGUCACAGAUACAAGGCGGGGUGCAUACAAACGCGGAACUUUUCGGGCAUUGAGUGCACCAUAUGAGCAGACGACGCGAACUUCCGUCACUGACUUUGUGAGGCCUCUGUCUUUCCCCCUUCGCUUCGACAGGCUGAUGGAGUGACCAGUUUCUCAACUGUCUACCACUUGAACCGAACUUUCCAACUCCGCCGCUGCCAUGGUCGCAGAAGAGAACGGCAAGCCUUCACCCGGCAAGAACGGCUCCACGAAGAAAAGCAACAAAGCACAGACCAAAGAUGGGGCCAAGAAAGCCGUCUUCAUUACGGGUUGCGACACGGGUUUCGGCCACGAGCUGGCCAAGCGGCUGGAUGCCGCGGGGUUCCAGGUGCUCGCUGGCUGCCUCAACCCGUCCUCAGAGGGCGCCACCAUGCUCAGAGACUUCUGCUCGGCCUCACUGCGCGUCCUACACCUGGAUGUGACGCGCGAGGAGCACUUCCGGCGCGCCUCCAAGACCCUGACCGCCGAGCUCGGACCCAGGGGGCUGUGGGCGGUGGUGGCCAACGCGGGGAUGAUGAGCGCCGGCGAACUGGAGUGGGGCAGCUCGGACGCGGCCCGCUACCUGUUCGAGGUGAACGUGUUCGGCGUCGUGAACACGGUGCGAACCGCGCUGCCAUUCCUGCGCCGACAGCCCGGAUCCAGGGCCGUCAUCGUGGCCAGCGUAGCCGGGCGCGUGACGUACCCGGGCCUGGCCUUCUACUGCAUGUCCAAGCACGCCGUGGUCUCCUUCGCCGACGGCCUGCGACGCGAAAUGCGCAAGUGGGACAUCCUCGUCUCCACCAUCGAGCCCGUACUCUACAGGACCAAGAUGGCGAUGCCCGAGCACAUCCAGUGCACGGUCGACCAGUCGUGGCAGGACACCCCGGCGGCCGUGCGCGAGGUGUACGGAAAGACGUACUUCGAGCACUUCCGCUCGCGCUGCCUCGACUUCCUGUCGCGGCGCUGCCGGGAGGACCUCUACGAGGUCGUCGACAACAUGGUACACGCCGUGAGCUCCCGCCGGCCGCGCCGGUCCUACUUCUGCGGCGGCCCCAGCGACAAGUUCCGGGUGGCCCUGCUUCGCGUCCUCUCCGCGAACACGGUGGACCGCCUGCUGUGCACCAUCAACCAGAGUCACGUGGGCCGCUCGAUCUCCGACGGAUAAAAACCGCCCGUCCACCGCCCGACCACCGCAUAAGUCCUAUACCGAUUGAGUUCGUUUCCGCGAGGGCAGGUUUGAGUGCAUCUCUCAACCGCAGUCGCCUUUGGUAUGCGCCUUAAGUGCACACAAAGGUGUGUAGUUAAACUCUCGUGGUGAAGUUUGUCCAGCGCUGCUGUUUGCUAGCGGUACUGUUCCAGCUGCUUGGUUCAAAGACAAAAAGAGAGAAGACAUACUGAAGCGAACGUCUUGUGCAAGAAAGGUUAAAGUUCCUCAUAGAUAUAUAUCUACGGGUUGUAUUCCCUUGUGUCGGGUUCGUAACGGUCUUCAGCCGUCUCUUAAGCGUAAACUACGGCGUUGAUCUUUUGAAGAUUGUUAACUUUUUCUUCGUGAAUAAUCUUGUCCAUCGUCAUCUUCCAGAAAUUAAUCAGUUCCCUUUAAUUGUCCCUUGUUACUGAAGGAGAAAAAUGGUAAACGUUGAUUCAUCCUUAGCGAACUGGACAGCAGUUGUGCAGUUAGCGUACUAGGCAACCACAGUCGCCGAGCUGGACACCUCGCAAGGUCCACCGCAAUGUGCGAAAUGUCUUUGAAAUUAUGGAGCGGUCAAACGUGUUGUUUAAACGGGCGAAACGCUUAUACCUGCUUUCAUCUGAAAUGACACACUGGGUAUAUAUUUACCAAAACCCAGGCAACAGUUCAUUCAGAAUGAAAGUGUUGCUCAUGCAUCAGGAGUUUUAAAGCGUGCACUAAACAUAUAUAGUGUCUUCUCCAUGAAUUCCUAAGGAUAUGUUAUGCUACUGCGACGAACGGCGUGGAAGCGAUACAACCGUUCGUACGAAACUGCAAAGUCGAGACCCAUCACUAUUCAUUUGCCAUGACGGUCCGGAAAACUGAGAGCACGUUACUGACGACAUCGCGGACUUUGUCGACAGUGCCGAGAUCGAAGUGAAAGCGGAACACUGCGUCGUCUUUCAACGUCGUGGACCACGGUUUCCAUACAUUUCAUGAUCAAGUGAAUACCUACUUAAGCACUUCACGCGGCGAGUGUCAUAGUUUUAGUCUCGUCGAAAACAAUCCUCAAAACAGGAGUACCAAUGGGCAUAACUUAUAAUGACAACAAAACGACUCGGGUGGAGGGGGGGGGGGGGGACAAGUGCAUCCACGGCUGAAACUACGUGGUGUGUAGUAUACAAAGGAUGGGAGGGCAGUGAAAGGGUGAGGGGUGACAAAGAAACGUGGGCAACACGUGAGGCACGAUGGGUCGUCGAAGUUGGCCUCUGGUGCCAGAAGACAUAUAUGUCCUCGCAAAUUUAUUGUGUAAGUUGUCUUUGUGAAUAAACAUGUAAUCGAAACGCCGUUUCUCGUAGCAAGUCACUCGGGGAAUUAUAGCUGCCGUAAACGUACUGCUGUUUACGGAUACCGGCACACUGGAGUCACGCAUAUGCUCAGCAAGCACUGGUGGCGCCAUCCUGAGUCAGUCACGUCAACUGGAGCACAGAGACCUAUAAUUGCAACGACCAUGUCUACCCCAACUGUUGGUUGAAAGGCGUCGGCAGCAACUAUCACUACUGGGAUGCGGGUUUCUUUUUUUUUCUUUUCGUCCCCUGCCACAACAAUCACGCAACACAGCAAUGCUUGCAGUUCGCCGUGGUUGAAGAAAUAUACUUUAGUAGAACGUUUUUGAGAGCUAGUUAGUCCAUACUUGCAGGUAGGUUAAAACUGCACGAAAAACGAGGACAGCGAAAGAAACACGCAACGC
Messenger RNA from Dermacentor andersoni, 5745 nucleotides. Its product is annotated as 17-beta-hydroxysteroid dehydrogenase type 6-like. The record is from RefSeq and is a predicted model, not a curated record. NCBI's taxonomy places the organism in Eukaryota, Metazoa, Arthropoda, Arachnida, Ixodida, Ixodidae. Gene Ontology annotation, molecular function: oxidoreductase activity. Gene Ontology annotation, cellular component: intracellular membrane-bounded organelle.